Oncorhynchus kisutch (coho salmon) is the source of this 1248-nucleotide messenger RNA. RefSeq names its product exosome complex component RRP4-like. Bases 5 to 925 code for a protein of 306 amino acids. Gene Ontology annotation, molecular function: RNA binding. Gene Ontology annotation, biological process: U4 snRNA 3'-end processing; nuclear polyadenylation-dependent rRNA catabolic process; nuclear-transcribed mRNA catabolic process, deadenylation-dependent decay. Gene Ontology annotation, cellular component: cytoplasmic exosome (RNase complex); nuclear exosome (RNase complex). The transcript is spliced from 9 exons. The record is from RefSeq and is a predicted model, not a curated record. Lineage: Eukaryota; Metazoa; Chordata; Actinopteri; Salmoniformes; Salmonidae.
UUACAUGCGCCGUUUAAAUUUACAGAAGACAGAAAACAUGGCUGCGGACAUGAGAUUACCAACUUUUCGGAAACAAGUAUCGUUAUCACCCUCUCUGUCUGCUUUGGAUGGGAAAGAUCUAGUUGUGCCCGGUGAUGUGAUUACAUCAGAUACAGGGUUCAUGAGGGGUCAUGGGACUUACAUGGAUGAAGAAAAACUAACAGCCUCUGUGGCAGGAGAGGUGGAGAGGGUGAAUAAGCUCGUCUGUGUACGGCCGCUCAGGACCAGGUUCAAUGGGGAGGUUGGAGAUGUGGUGGUCGGAAGGAUCACAGAGGUGCAACAGAAGCGCUGGAAGGUGGAGACCAACUCCAGACUGGACUCUGUGUUGUUGCUGUCUUCUGUCAAUCUGCCCGGAGGAGAGCUGAGGAGACGGUCAGCAGAAGAUGAGCUCACCAUGAGAGACUACCUUCAGGAGGGGGACCUCAUCAGUGCAGAGGUACAGUCUGUUUUCUCGGAUGGAGCACUCUCUCUUCACACCCGCAGUUUAAAGUACGGAAAGCUGGGGCAAGGAGUUCUUGUGCAGCUAUCUCCCUCUCUCAUCAAGAGACAGAAAACCCACUUCCACAACCUGCCGUGUGGGGCCUCCAUCAUCCUGGGCAACAAUGGCUUUGUGUGGCUGUACCCCGCCCCAGGACAGCAGGACGAGGAGGCUGGAGGAUACUACACCAGUCUGGAGCCGGUCUCGCUCUCUGAUCGGGAGGUGAUCUCGCGGUUGAGGAACUGCUUGCUGGCCUUGGGGGCACACAAGGUGCUUCUGUAUGACACCAGUGUGCUCUACUGUUACGAGUCAUCACUCCCACACCAGAUCAAGGAUAUCUUAAAACCGGAGGUGAUGGAGGAGAUUGUGAUGGUGACGCGUCAGAAACUGGUGGAACAGGAGGGUUAGAGUAUCAGAUGCAACCUUUCUGUGACCUUGUCACAAUGGAAGGUCGGUGUUCCCUGCAUUCCAAGUCUAGGCACCAAGGCCUUAACUGUGUUAGGGACUGAACCCCCGCCCAAGGUCUGCACUCUCAACCAGAAGAUACCUUGGGUCGUUCCACAAAAAGCGCAUUUUGUGUCCCUUUGAUAUUUUAAGUAGAAAUUGUACACCAAUUUUGCAUUUGAAUUGUUAUAUUAAAUGAAGUGCUCUUUAAUAAAGACCACAUGGAGCAUUCAAUAAAUCAGAUGGGUUUUUUAUAUGAAUAAAGGCUUGCUAAAGUGUAAACAUGC